Molecule: messenger RNA, 943 nt
Organism: Nestor notabilis (Kea)
Lineage: Eukaryota; Metazoa; Chordata; Aves; Psittaciformes; Psittacidae
Product: protein FAM83C-like
Exons: 1
Biological process (GO): epidermal growth factor receptor signaling pathway
Source: RefSeq, a predicted model, not a curated record
UUUCACCUGGCUUUGCAGUCAAGUCCACACUGGCCUGGUGACCCACUUCUGUGGUCAGAUUGUUGCAGAGUUUGAGAAGGAAUUCCGGUACUUGUAUGCAGAGUCCAGAGCAGUGACCAGCUUCUGUGUGCCAGAUCCUGGAACAUGCCCCUCUUCUCAGAACACCUCAAAAGUUGCCAGCUCCCUUUUAAAACCCCCGCAGGUGAAUGAUGUUGAAACCUCGAGCCCCUCCAGCAGCCUUUCCAAUGUAAGCAUCAGAAGCAUAAAAGUGUCUCCCUUUCUGAAAAACUCCAACUGCAAUGUACAGCUGGAAAAGCAAGAUUCAAGCUCAGAUUCUGGUAAUAAGAAGGGGAAGGAAGACACAUUUCUGAAGCUCGCUUGCCCUAAGCAACAAGGGGAACCACCAGACUCACCAAAUAGUCCUCCAAAUAAAUCCACCCCAGCUUUGUAUCACAAAUCAAAUCUCGUGACAGCAAGGACAUUCCUGCCACCGGAGCCUUCCGCUGUCCUGAGCUCCAAUAAACCUUGUUAUCAAGGGGACAGUGCAGCUAACAGCAGCCACUGCUCCCCUCCAAGGCAGGAGCAGUCCCUGCAGUCCCUUUCAGAGGGUGCCAGUAGCAAUGGGACAAGCACGAAGCAGAAAGGGCCUGCUGCUGCCCCCGGGGAACCGACCGCAGAGAGCAACAACACAUUUUAUGGGCUGGAAAAAAGACAGAGUCCUGGACAAGGAAAAUUGGACCUACUCUCCCCAUACAGCCAGCUAAAACGAGAUAAAAAGCCAGGAGUUCCUUGCUAUGAUAAACUCACUGAGGACAUGCUGAUGGAAAAGAACAGCGCAUAUGGGGCUGAGAAAAGAAUGACCCUCGGGCACAGUAAGCUGGAUCUGAUCACCAAGUACAACAAGUUAAAAUCAAAACACAUACACAGUCGGUUCGAACUCUGA